CCUAUUUCUGACAGACGACAACUUUUUUUGCAAGGGCUCCUAAGAUUUUUGCCAAGUACCUUGAAAACAUGUCUGACGCGGAACUUCCCGAUAGCAAGAGAAGGAGGGAAGCCUUCCACGAUGAGAGGACGAUGAGCGUCUCGGCCAUGGUGAUUCCUGGGCGUGAAGGGAGGCACAUUGCCAAGGGGUGCUAUGCCGGUCGGAGCGUUGCAGUUUUUACUAGUGGUGGAGAUGCACAAGGUAUGAAUGCAGCGGUUAGAGCAGUGGUGAGAAUGGGAAUAUAUGUUGGCUGUAGAGUCUACUGCAUUAGAGAGGGUUAUCAAGGUAUGGUAGAUGGUGGAGAUAACAUAGUGGAAGCGUCCUGGGCCAGUGUGUCUGGAAUAUUACAGCAGGGUGGAACCACGAUAGGCAGUGCUCGUUGCAAGGAUUUCCGUGAGAAAGAAGGUCGCCUGAAAGCUGCGUUUAACCUUAUUCAGCGUGAGAUUACCAACAUUGUGUGUAUUGGAGGAGAUGGUAGCCUCACUGGGGCCAACUGCUUCAGAAAUGAGUGGCCUGAACUGUUGCAGGAUCUGGUCUCUCAGGGUAAGAUAACAAAGCAGCAGGCAGACAAGUGCCAACACCUACAUAUAGUGGGUAUGGUAGGCUCUAUUGACAAUGACUUCUGUGGUACUGACAUGACUAUAGGGACGGACUCCGCCCUGCAUAGGAUUAUUGAGGCUGUGGACGCCAUCACUACCACAGCACAAAGUAUGAGAUUGAAAGAUUGA
Molecule: messenger RNA, 767 nt
Organism: Lingula anatina
Lineage: Eukaryota; Metazoa; Brachiopoda; Lingulata; Lingulida; Lingulidae
Product: ATP-dependent 6-phosphofructokinase
Biological process (GO): fructose 1,6-bisphosphate metabolic process; fructose 6-phosphate metabolic process; canonical glycolysis
Cellular component (GO): cytoplasm; 6-phosphofructokinase complex
Molecular function (GO): 6-phosphofructokinase activity; monosaccharide binding; AMP binding
Source: RefSeq, a predicted model, not a curated record